AUGAAGGUCGUCGAAGCUCAGGCUGCCGUGCUCUCCAACUACGAGGUGCUGCAGCAUCUGACCCAGCAAAAGGACCGAUACAAGCAGAGGAAGCGUCGUGGCCCUCCCAAUCUAGAGACGGUUGUCAGAGAGCUCAUCCAAUAUCUGCAGUCAUAUCCCAACCCGCUGAGCCAAAAGCCCAGCACAUACACCCCUGGCUGCAUCUCCCAGCUGCUUGAGCGCCUAAGCCCGUAUGAGCUCUCCAAGGGCGAGGUCGUCAUGAUUCUCAACCUUCGCCCGGCCUCGGUGGCGGCUCUCAACACCGUCAUCGAGGAGAUGUCGGAGCGCUUCAGCGACGAGCAGCAAGAGGAGAUGGUGACCAUUAUUCUGCAAGUUUUGGGCCAGUUUGAGGCGGCGGAUCCUAAUGCCAACGGCAACGCAGAUGAAGCCGCAGAGCCAUGA
Molecule: messenger RNA, 441 nt
Organism: Trichoderma aggressivum f. europaeum
Lineage: Eukaryota; Fungi; Ascomycota; Sordariomycetes; Hypocreales; Hypocreaceae
Exons: 2
Coding region: 1-441 (146 amino acids)
Biological process (GO): transcription initiation at RNA polymerase III promoter
Cellular component (GO): RNA polymerase III complex
Molecular function (GO): nucleotide binding
Source: RefSeq, a predicted model, not a curated record